CGUCGCCGCCGCCUCUCCGCCAUGGCCUCCACCGCUCUCCUCCUCCUCCUCCCCUUCCUUCUCUUCUCUGUUACCACUCUGGCCCAAACCCCGGCGGCUCCCGCUCCUUCCUCGCCGGGGCCACUGAACAUAACCGGCAUUCUCGAAAAGGGCGGCCAAUUCACGACGCUCAUCCGCCUCCUCAACGAAACCAAAAUCAACACCCAGCUUGAUAAUCAGCUCAACAACACUCCUCAGGGGAUGACCAUUCUUGCCCCCACUGAUAAUGCCUUCAAUUCCCUUAAGCCAGGCGCCCUCAAUGGCCUCAACGACCAGGAAAAGACCCAAUUAUUGCUUUACCAUGUUUUGACUAAGUUCUACACCUUGACGGACCUCCAGACCGUCAGUAACCCGGUCAGGACACUCGCCGGAGACUGGGGGUUGAACUUCACCGGCCAAGCAAACCAAGUCAACGUGUCCACCGGCGUCGUCAUGGUGGCCGUCAACAACAAGGUCAGAGAGCAGUCUCCGUUGUCUAUUUACGCAGUGGAGCAAGUUUUGUUGCCGGAGGCUCUUUUCGGCGACCACCCCGCUGCCCCUCCUCCGAAAGCUUCGGGUCCGGCAAGCGAAAAAUCGCCGGCCGAUGGCGAAACACCGCCGAAAUCUGAUGCUGCCCACUCGCCGGCGGAUCAUAAGGAUGCGGCUCCGAGAAACGGCGUCGGUUUGGAAUUGGUUUUAGGAUUUGGUUUGAUUGCCUUUAGUGUUCUUUCUUGAGAUGUGACGUUGAGUUGAGAAACACUAUUUUGUGAUUUGUGUGCGCUUUGUCUACUCAUAUAUGCAUUCAUUUUUUCUUUUC
Molecule: messenger RNA, 835 nt
Organism: Cucurbita maxima (winter squash)
Lineage: Eukaryota; Viridiplantae; Streptophyta; Magnoliopsida; Cucurbitales; Cucurbitaceae
Product: fasciclin-like arabinogalactan protein 13
Exons: 2
Coding region: 22-753 (243 amino acids)
Source: RefSeq, a predicted model, not a curated record